Messenger RNA from Penicillium waksmanii, 921 nucleotides. RefSeq names its product mitochondrial 54S ribosomal protein uL15m. Lineage: Eukaryota; Fungi; Ascomycota; Eurotiomycetes; Eurotiales; Aspergillaceae. The transcript is spliced from 2 exons. The coding region runs from base 1 to 921 and encodes 306 amino acids. Gene Ontology annotation, molecular function: structural constituent of ribosome. Gene Ontology annotation, cellular component: mitochondrial large ribosomal subunit. Gene Ontology annotation, biological process: translation. The record is from RefSeq and is a predicted model, not a curated record.
AUGACACCUCGACUGAUGGGGCUGCCUCUGCAGCUUCAGCAAUUUAUUGCAAAGCCAAUUGCUCAGUCUUCACCGCUGGCCUUCCUUGCGCCUCAGUUCCAAUCUCGCAGCGCUCACAUCCUCUCCUCCAUCUCCGACAAUCCCUCAGCAUACAACAAACGCAUCCGACGAGGCCGUGGUCCUGCCUCCGGCAAGGGUAAAACCUCUGGUCGUGGUCACAAGGGUCAGGGUCAGCACGGAAAGGUCCCCGCAGGCUUCAAUGGUGGUCAGACGAAGGAUAUUAUCGUUCACGGCGAACGCGGAGGCACCACCGAGCUUCACACCGAAUACGCCCCUGUGAAUCUCGCACGCAUACAAGAAUGGAUUGACCAAGGCCGCAUCGACCCAGCGCGCCCAAUUACAAUCCGCGAACUGACACACUCGCGCUGCAUCCACCAAUCGAAAGACGGCGUCAAGAUCCUCGGCGGCAGCGACUCUGCCCUGAAACAACCAAUCCACCUCGUCGUUUCGCGCGCCUCAGCAUCCGCCAUCUCCGCCAUCGAGGCCGCCGGCGGCUCCGUUGCAACUCGCUUUUACACCCGCCAGGCCAUCCGACACAUUCUCCGCAUGGAGUCGCACACUUUUAUCUCUAUGGCCUGGUCCGCUGAGAGCGGGUCUAAGGAUCUGCUCAAGGCUGAGAAGGCGCCUGAGGAUCUGUCCGAGUCGAAUAUCAUGAAGGCUCUCGGUCUCCGCUACCGUCUGCCCGAUCCUACCCGCCGUCGCGAUGUCGAGUACUACCGUGAUCCUGCCCACCGUGGCUACCUGAGUCACUUGCUGAAGCCCAUGGAGGGUCCUUCGUUGUUCUUCCGCUCGCCUGAGGAGCGUAAGUCGACUGCUGGUGUCAAGAAGGAGAAGGUUCUGCCCGAGAACAGACUCUGGUAG